AUGAGUCGUACGCGGAGACCGAUCAGAUUAAAACCUGUCGUUCAGGUGGUAAUAGCCUUGUUGGGGCUGUUCUCCCUUCUCAACUUAUUUGCCAAAUACCCCCACGUCCAGAGUAAUAAUGCACUCCCCACGGUUGGUAAAGUCAUGAUGAUUUAUGGCGACAAUCCUGUCUACCGUCGCGCAGUCGAGACACACCGGGACCACUGUGACAGAUUGGGCUAUCCACUCUUCCUCCUGCAGACAGAGAUUCUGGAUGGAGUAUGGAAUAAGCUGGCCUACCUUUCCUCUCUCAUCGUUCAGGAGCUGGAAAAGCCAGAGAAAGAACGACUCGAAUGGUUAUUCUGGAUUGACAGUGACUCCAUCCUCAUGAACCCGAAUAUGCGAUUGGAGACUUUCCUCCCUCCUGCCCAUCUAUCCGACGUCCAUAUUGUCCUCACAAAAGACUGGAACGGGAUGAACGCAGGCGUCUUCCCCAUCCGCGUGCAUCCAUGGUCUAUUAAGCUUCUCUCGGCAGCAAUUGCCCUCCCGAUCCUGAAACCUGGCAUCAAACUCUUCUGGGAAGAGCAGUCUGCCCUGGUUAGUGUGCUCGAGAAGGAGUAUUUUGCCCAGUCGGCCGUCUAUGUUCCACUGCGCUGGUUCAAUGCGUACAUGCGUUCGGCCGACGGAGAGAGCUUAAACCCUGACUCGGUGGAAGACCUGCAGGUGCAUCCGGGUGACCUGCUUGUUCACUUUCCUGGGACUCCAAGGGAUCGUUUCAAUGAGACUUUAAGCCCGUACCUGGCCAUUGCGGAGCAGCAUCGCAGUGACUGGGAACUCCCGGUAGAGGAGACCGUCUAUCCAGCUGAAACUGCAGACUUCUGGCGGAAGUAUGCUCUGGAGAGGGGGAUCGAGUCGCCGAUUAUAGAAUAUAUAGAGGAACCGCUGUAUGAAUGA
Molecule: messenger RNA, 933 nt
Organism: Aspergillus versicolor CBS 583.65
Lineage: Eukaryota; Fungi; Ascomycota; Eurotiomycetes; Eurotiales; Aspergillaceae
Exons: 3
Coding region: 1-933 (310 amino acids)
Biological process (GO): protein N-linked glycosylation
Cellular component (GO): Golgi membrane
Molecular function (GO): glycosyltransferase activity
Source: RefSeq, a predicted model, not a curated record